CCGGAAGUAAACAAAACAAACUAUGCUUCUUACAUACCACAUUAACUGUCACUGGAAUGGUCAGCCUCUUGACCACCUGUCCACUGAGUUGUCCCUACAGAAGCAUGGCGGGGACUUAAAGCUUGAGAUCAUGUCUCCUUUCUUCAACACACCCAGCCCUGCAGGACAGCCUGGUCAGCCAUUUCCACAGCUGUGGGAUGAGGGAGAAGUUGUUGAGGCAUUUUUCUUAAAUGAUGACAACCAGUACUUAGAAGUGGAGUUCUCACCGUAUGGCCACCACUUAGUCCUCAUGCUGAAUGGUGUUAGGAAAUGCUUUAAGGAUAAACUGCCCCUUCAGUUCAGUGCCAAUAUUGAAGAUAAGAAGUGGACAGGCAGUGCGCUAAUCCCGCUGCCUUAUUUUCCUCCCAAGGUGACCAAGUUCAAUGCCUACGCCAUACACAACUGCAAUAAGGAGAGACACUUUGAAGCACUCUACCCAGCUGAUGCAGAGAAACACACAGAACCCGAUUUUCAUAGGCUAGAGUAUUUCCAGCCAAUAGAUUUCAAGACACUUUUGCCAGAGAACUGGUCACCGGAUCAUAAGUCAGCCUGGUGGACACAAGACCACUAGAUCUGUACUGUACUGUACUGUGGAUCACCGACCAAGACCCAACAGUGCCCUCUACUGGUGUUUUUGCAUGCUGGUGAACUCCAUCUACUUGUAACACCGAGUUUGCCAUGUUAUUUGAAAAUAUCUUCUACUUUUUAAGACUGAUCUGGUUGAGAUGGAAAAUGUGUAUUCGUCAAAUGUGGCCAGAUUAUUGUUAAUUUGUUUCAUUUUAUUUGUUGAUCUGUUUUUACUAAAUCAAAAGUUAUACUGGCACUAGCCAUUAGUUUAUAGGGCAGGUUUGUGACUGAAUUGCAGGGAAACUGGAGCACAAUUAGUACUUUGAUAUUUUCAAACAUAUCUAGUUUCAGCUUCAUUCAAAAUAAGUGAAUUGCAUGGAAUCGGGUUCAAAAUAAUACACAAGUAUGGGUUUCUUUUCCUAUGUGGGACCAGUCCAAUCUUGGGGAAAGCUACAUAAAAGGACAGCCAAACUUUUACAGGCAUGGGGGCUUCAUUAAGUACAAGACAUUAUUCUGUGAAGGUAAUUUUGAGCAUUUUCAGUUAAUUUUCCUCAGACCAUCGUUAAUUCAUUUAAUAUGGUGUAACCAAAUGGAUUUGAAAUUUUAGGUUAUUCCAAUAUUGGAAUUGGUUUUUAUCUCUUAAGUAUACUGGUCCAUGUUCGAGUUUGAAUUUUGUUAUCCUUACCACAUAUGAAGAGCAUUUCAAAUUUUUGUUCAAAUGUUAUCAGUCGCAAAACUGGAAUCAUUUCGAUUAGAAAUACUUGCCCCUUUGUGCCUUUUUUGCAAACUGUAGAACAGUCUUUGGGAAGAAUGCAAUAUAAAGACAUCAAAAAUCAAAGGCAAAUUUAAGCAUAUAAAAUACUCAGUACAAUAUAAUAUCAAAAUGGUCAAUUAAGCUUACAUAUUUAUUUACACAAUGUACACUGUUGACUUUAAGAACCAAGACUCUGUGAUGAAAGAUGUAAUAUCAUUCAGGACAGAAAUUCACAUAAAACAAUAUUCUCACCCUGUGAAAGAAAUUGGGCGAUUUAACAUAGUGAUAAUAAAAGGCAGAGUUUGUGCAGAUCUUGAGUAAACUUUCAGCACACUAGGUUCACACUGGCAAACUUUUCCUUUAGAAAAGGUUAAAUUUUCUAUUUGGCAAAAAUUCUGGCAAACGCC
This is a messenger RNA of Lingula anatina, 1767 nucleotides long. Its product is annotated as UPF0462 protein C4orf33 homolog. Lineage: Eukaryota; Metazoa; Brachiopoda; Lingulata; Lingulida; Lingulidae. The record is from RefSeq and is a predicted model, not a curated record.